This is a messenger RNA of Staurois parvus, 414 nucleotides long. Lineage: Eukaryota; Metazoa; Chordata; Amphibia; Anura; Ranidae. The record is from the annotation of a GenBank genome assembly.
UUGGCCGCCAGAACUGUAGCUCAGGAAAGGUACACAGGCGGCCAAUCACGGGUGAGGAGGCGGAGCCGAGCGGACCCGCGAAAAUCGAGUGAGGGAAAAGCCGGUAAGUGUGCAGUGCAGAGGGGUCAGCAAGUGUCAUUGGUGUCAGUGGGAGGAAUAGUGCCCUAUCAUUAGUAUCAGUGGGAGGAAUAGUGCCGCAUCAUUGGUGUCACUGAUACUAAUGAUGGGGCAUUAUUCCUCCCACUGACACCAACGAUGGGGCACUAUUCCUCCCAGUGAUACCAAUGAUGGGGCACUAUUCCUCCCACUGAUACCAAUGAUGGGGCACUAUUCCUCUCACUGAUAUCAAUGAUGGGGCACUAUUCCUCCCACUGACACCAAUGAUGGGGCACUAUUCCUCCCACUGACACCAAU